GGAAAUUCCAGGUUGGUGUGUUGCAGGAAGUGGUCACUGUAUAGGUGGGCGCUAUUGUAGCUUUUCAUGGCAGUAGGAACUUGCUGAGCUCCCAGGCAGAGGUAGAGAUGUAAUAUUACCAUUGGUUGGAUGUGUAGCUGAUUAAUGGAAGGCAGAAGUCCCUACAGAAUAUAUGAUCCAGGUGGUAGUGCUCCCAAAUUCACUGAUGAGCAGCCGGAACGCAUGGCAGGGAUCCCAAGUCUUGGUGAACUGCUGGAAGAAUCACAGAACGUGGCCCACAAUCUCCGCCAGAAAGCAGAAGCCCUUAUAAAAGACACCAGAGAUCUCCAGUCGUCGUCUUCGGCAAACCCCCAUGCUUCAUUCACUGGAAAGAUGAACACAGAGCAGGAAAAGGCAGAAGAUUUUUUGCAUGUUGAGCUAUCCGAUGUGAAUGACAAGGAAUCUGAUGUUCGCUCCACGGUUGUUCCCAAAAUCCCAGCAAGUGGGUCCUCAUCUGAGUUCGACAUCUUGGACCCCAGCGAGAAAAGAAAAUCUCCUGAGUCCAGGUAUUCGAAUCCUGGAUUCUGUGAACAGAAUGAGGAUGACAAUCUUCGUCAUCACCUACAACGAAUGGGGAAUUCGUUAAGUAUGUUUGCCGAGGAAUCUGACCGAAACAGGCUUCUUAAUCACAUGAGCCGCCUGGUCCUGGAGUUUAACCGCCUGGCAGAUAAAGUCCAGAAAAACGAGCAGCGGACAUCGGUGUUACAGACUUUAUGCGAGCAGCUGAGGAAGGAGAAUGAGGAUCUUCGGUCUAAACUGGAGGUUGAAUGGAAUCGGAGAACCCGGGCUGAGCAAGACAUGAGGUAUGAAAAUCUUGAGUUGAAAAAGUUGCUGUUGGAUAGAGGGAAAGUGUCAGCAGCCACAAAUGGCAGUACUCCAGGGGAGGGGGAGACCGUAGCCAAUGUCGAAAAUGCGACACAUCAGCAGACCGCCAAACUGCUGGAAAAACCUUCCAAUAAAGACCAAGUUGGGUCCUUGUUGAAGAAAGUGAAAAUUCUAGAACAUCAGAGGACAGAGCUCCUAGAUGUGAAUAAGCAGUGGGAUCAGCAGUUCCGCUCUAUGAAACAUCAGUAUGAAGAGAAGAUCACGUCUCUACGCCAGAAACUUUCACAAGCUGCCAAAUCUGAAAGUGAGCAAGAGGCUGAAAGGGAUCGGAAGCAGAGAGACUUUGACCGCAAACUUCUUCUGGCUAGAGACAAAAUAGAGGAAAAGGAGUCGCAAAUUCAGAAGCUGGAGUCUGAGAUAAGGGAUUUGAAGCAGAAGAACAAGUUCCUUCAUGACCAGUUGAGCUCCACCAGCAGACAGCGGGAAUACCAGGAGCGAGAGAUCAGCCGGCUGAAUAAAGCACUCGAAGAAGCUUUAAAGCUGCAGGGAUCAGCUCCACGUUCUCCAUCUUUCAUUUCCUCCACAGAGGAGACAGGGCUCCUUCAGCGCCAAGAACUUAUUACUCAGAUUGAUCUGCUCAAACAACAGGUAGCCAUCUUUGAAGAAGACUUUAAGAGGGAACGCAGUGAUAGAGAACGUAUGAAUGAGGAGAAGGAGGACCUGAAACGAGAGAUGGAACAGCUUCAAACACAGCUGGCCCAGGCCAACACAAAGCUGCAGUCUUGUCAGGAGGAAUUACGAAGAGAGAGAGAAAAUGCAUGUGAACUUUCAAGACCACAGGCUACAGGAGAGAGAUACAUUAUAAACCAUCACAUCGGACCUACCUGUCCUCCAUACCAGUAUCCUUAUAGCCCACCUGCCAGGAUGUUCAAAGGAUAUGAGGACUGGCCAAUCUGUUAUCCACCGCCAGUUGUUGGUCCGGAGCACAGUCAAGUUCAGGAUCUCUCAAAUGCUCCUCCACCGGCAUAUCAGUGGAGAGUCGCUAACAAUCCUCCCAGAACAGAACUCCCUAAAUCUAGAAAGGAGGAGACUGAUGGCCCAAAGAAAGGAGCACAGAAUUCCCAGCGGCAAACCUGAGUAUCUACAGUAAAGACGCAGAUAUGUACUGAUGAUGACAGCCUUAGACUCCUAAGCCAUAUGAAUGCGCAGGAAUUGGUUGAGCGCGACCAGAUGAGGAGAGUGCACUUGGAUGGCUUAGAUCUGUGUAUUACCUGGAUAUAUGGAGUAUACAUAUAUACCACUAGCCUAUCCUUACAUGCACUGUAGUAGGAUAGGAGCACACACUUGUUCAUAUGUUAAAUUAUAUAAAAAUAUUAUAUUCUGUGUAGCUAUUAGUAUAUUUACCUCAAUGCAAGAGAUUUUGUCAGUGUAAUCCAUAUACUAAAAUCCUUCCUUCUCCCCUUUCCCCCUCAGUACUUCUUCCCCAUCUCUAUCUCCUUUCCUCCUCAAUCACCUUUCAAUCUUCCCCUUUCUUUCUCCCUUUCUAUUUCGAUUUAAUCUUUCAUUCCUCUUUCCUCCCUCCUUUCUGUCUCCUUUCAUUCCUCUCUUUUUGUCUCUCUUCCAUAAUUUUUCUAUCUCCAAUUAUUCCCUCUGGCAUACAUCAGUAAGACUGGGCUAGUACUUUGGCAAGAGAAAAUAUUUUAGGAGAGGGGAAAAGUAUAUUUUGACAGCUGCUAGAGUAGUGGUAAUUUACACUCCUUGACAUAAAAAAAUAUUUAACCAGCAGGAGUUGUAGGAAUCGAAUGAACCUUUAUGUAUGUGAAGAGAAUGAUGAUAUGUAAGUGAUUACAAUAUUAGAAUGAAGAAUAAGUUUAUUGGGGGAAAACUGUAUGAUUGAACGGAAGCGCUAGUACCCUCUUGGGCUGCCUCCAGCUUGGAUACAAGAUGAGAUAUGGUUGGGCAUAGAUGUUCUGUAUGGUAUCCUGCAGCACAUUUGCCCACAGAUGUUGUAGCUUGGCCUGUAAAUCCUGUACACUCGUAGGUUGCUGAAGCUGGCGUCUCAGCUGGUCCCAUAAAUGCUCAAUUGGCGAUCUGCUGACCAGGUAGGCAAAGAAGUCUUGCAGUCUGGCGACAUUACUGGGAAAUCCUUGCUGUAUGUGGGCGAGCUUUAUACAGCUGAAAAAUGCCGGUUGGAAGCCCUGCCAUGAGAGGCAACACAUGUGGCUGCAGGAUGUCCUUCACAUAUGGUUGAGCUGUCAGUAUCCCUCGUAUCACCACUAGUGGUGACCAACUGUUCUAUGCAAUAGAUCCCCAGAUCAUCACAACAGCAGAGAUGGGAGUGUGUAAUGAAAGUGCCAGCCACCUGGAGCCUGGAUGGUGGACCACAAAACUAUGGGAGCUGCUGGCACUUGUU
Bufo bufo (common toad) is the source of this 3277-nucleotide messenger RNA. It is a transcript of the gene TNIP1, whose product is annotated as TNFAIP3 interacting protein 1. The record is from RefSeq and is a predicted model, not a curated record. Gene Ontology annotation, biological process: negative regulation of canonical NF-kappaB signal transduction; cellular response to lipopolysaccharide; regulation of transcription by RNA polymerase II. Bases 145 to 2001 code for a protein of 618 amino acids. The transcript has 18 exons. Lineage: Eukaryota; Metazoa; Chordata; Amphibia; Anura; Bufonidae.